This is a messenger RNA of Pseudocercospora fijiensis CIRAD86, 555 nucleotides long. RefSeq lists its product as uncharacterized. The record is from RefSeq and is a predicted model, not a curated record. The transcript has 7 exons. Bases 1 to 555 code for a protein of 184 amino acids. Lineage: Eukaryota; Fungi; Ascomycota; Dothideomycetes; Mycosphaerellales; Mycosphaerellaceae.
AUGCAUCAGAACUGGACAGGAUCAAGACCGCAUGAGAUUGUGAAGGCACAUAUAUGUCCGAAGUGUCCCAUCCUGAAGCAAAUCUGCGCUCGUUGGUCCGAAGUAGUCCAAGUAUGGAACAUGAAUGAGCAAUCAUGCGAUGUGCUGUUGAUCCAAUCUAAUUAUGGUCCCAUCAGGACGAAAAGACUCGUAGAUAACGUACAUGUGAUGCUCCAUCACUUCGCCAAUGCGCUACACCGGAUGCCAACGAGAGCAUUGAGAAUCUUGUUUGAUGUCCAUCACCAGUACCAGAAGCUCAAAGCGCUUCCAAAGUUUUACACCUGCUCCAAUCAUCAUCGUUCGGGAGUGGUUGGAGCCUUGUUGACAGCAUGUCGAGAGAAUUCGAGCAUUUGGGAUGGCUAUGAGGUGCUCAUACCGGUGCGACAGCUGGAGAAGACGAUUGCAGCACCCAGACUGCCGAAACCAGUUCAUCUGGCUGGCGCGCAUCACACUUUGGUGCAGUCGAAGAAGGAUGCAAGUAAGGCCAACAUCAGGUGUCUGUUGUGGUUCAGUUAG